GUAAUCCGAGCGUUAUUCAAUAUUGUUUCCCAUAAUAACUUCCUUUUUAUUUGUUAAAUUAAAAAAAUGAAACAUCACUAGUGUCAGGAAAUGAACAGUUUGAAAACACCUUUUCAUCCUGGCUUUAACUAAUCAAUAAGUGCACGUAGCCUAAUAGCAGCCGAUAUUAUAGACGCUAUUAUUACGCUCUGUAUUGAGAAAUUUAUUAUUUUUCUUACAUUUUCCACGGGCUUUGUUGUUGUCCCAUUGCCUAUGAAUAACAAAGAAAAUAAAUGAAAAUCCGCAAUAAGACGGAAAUAAAGCAUGGCAUAGUAUGACGUUUCCGCUGAUUUGAUGUCUUUUGUCAUAAUAUCUGUGUUUCUGUUAAUCCGCGGAAAAAAUAGUUCAUAAUCAAAUAGAAAUGGGAUUGUUGGAGUUGGGCUUAAUUCUGAUUUUUAUUUUACUAUCAAAAAUUCCAGUUUCAAAUGGUAAACAAUGUCUUAAAAAUGAUGACAUCGGUUGGAGAGAAGGUAAUAUCUACAGUUGCACCGACCCUUCAAAACCGGCAUGUUGCGAAGUCUUCAACGAGUUCACGUGCUGUGAAGAACCCAAAGUGAAAAAUCUUCGAGAACAAAUUCAACUAUGGGGUUCUUUCAUUGCAAUCGCCUUGAUUUUAUUCAUAAUUUAUUUGUACUAUAACAACGAUGCCCAACCCUUAUGCGCAUGUAAUUGUCACAUCGUUGACGCAUGCGCAACAUUUUUCAGGCGCAUGCGCAAUGUGAAUUCCAGAAGAAAACACACAUUCAAUAUGAAAGACAAGCACUAUGCUAACGAGGCAAAAGAAACCAGUCAUAUUCUUCCACAGAACAAAUCCUUUCAUAAUAAUACUUUCGAAAAAUUUACAAUUACAUAAAAAGAAGCCAUCACAUGAUUAUGAAAUGUCGUAAAAUUUCACAAGGAAUUAGAAUGAAACAAAUCAUUGGCAUACAAAUUGAGACGGCUGAGGUAGAAACUAUUCACAAAUUUGUCUUUUGAAAGGCGUAGAUAAGGGAACAGUCGAAGAUUUUUCCACCAAAAAAAUUAUCAUAAAAUGCCUUUGAAAAAAAAAGGAACUGAGCAAUUUUAAUUAUGAAAACUCACUAUUUUGAUUUUUUUUUUAAAUUAAUGAAAUAAAAAUGAGGAUAAUUAAUUUGUAAGUCAACAUUUAUUUAUUCACUUAUUUAGUUAUAUAC
Ruditapes philippinarum (Manila clam) is the source of this 1211-nucleotide messenger RNA. RefSeq lists its product as uncharacterized. The transcript is spliced from 4 exons. The record is from RefSeq and is a predicted model, not a curated record. NCBI's taxonomy places the organism in Eukaryota, Metazoa, Mollusca, Bivalvia, Venerida, Veneridae. The coding region runs from base 401 to 892 and encodes 163 amino acids.